AGCCUGCCCCUCUCCCUGCCUCCCUCCCUCCGCCUGCCUCCUUCAUCCCCUCCGUGGAAGAGCGGCCCUCGUGAGACACUCUUCCCUGGCCCUGGCGGCAGAAGGUUUUUAUCUCCAGCACUUCCUAGUGCAGCUGCUUCCUGAUUGUUUGGCAUUUCUCAUAAAGCCUCCUAGAACGAUGCAGCCACAUCCUUUCUGAUCUUUGCUGACUGUAAGAAGGCACAGAUCUUUUAUUCAGAUCAAGAUGAACUGGUAUAAUGUUUUGAUUGGAUUUCUUAAACUGAAUUUCCUUCAAAUGGCUUUUUCUCACUGCAUGGUGUAUCGGAUUCCUCCACAGAACUUUCAUUUACCUUGUGUGCCUCCUAAGAAGAUUUCUAACUUUUCUUUCCCUUCUGAGAUUGUGGAUAAUGGUCCUAGUUUAAAUGAAGAACAUAAUACAAGUAAAACCAAUGCAACUGCGCUGGAAGCCGAAGAUAAUUUUUUCUGUUGCCACUGGCGUGAAAGAUCUAUUAAUUGUUUUAUAUAUACUGCAGAAAUGGAAGCCAGGGCAUUUACUUAUUCAGAAACUAGUGCAUUAUCAUCUCAUCAAAUAGCUUCAGUAUGGAAUUUACAGCUUUGGACUGAGGAAAACACACAGGAGUUAUUGUGUAUUGCAGAGCUGAUUACUAAACCACCAUACCUGAAUGAAGACUUUACAGUAAACUUGUAUUAUGCGUUAACAGAUGUAUCAUUGGAAGCUACAUCUACACGUUCGCUAAAGGACAACUUUACAGCCACUCACUGCAAUGCUGUAAAAGACCAAAGAUACAUAUGUCGGAUAUCUUCAGCAAAACCCGACCAAAUUUACAUUAUGUGGCUCAAGAUUACAGAUGGAAUAGCAUUACUUCAAUCACCAUUAAUGUCUGUCAAGCCUAUAGAUAUUGUAAAACCAGAACCUCCAUUACAUCUGCAAAUAGAAAUGACAGACAAAGGGCAGUUAAAGAUCUCUUGGUCUAGCCCAGCAUCAAAAGCAUAUCCACUUCAGUAUGAAGUGAAAUGUUUUGCAAAUUCAUCUAAAAGUGUCUGGCAGGUCAUUCAGAUUACUAUGGAAACUUCAUUGAUCAUGAAUAAUGCACUACUUGAUUCUUCUUACAAAGUCCAAGUACGGUGCAAAAGACUUUAUGGAUCAGGACUUUGGAGUGAUUGGAGCACACCUUAUAACAUGAAUUUGCAAGAUGUCAUGUAUUUCCCUCAAAAGAUGCUAGCAAGUGUUGGGACAAAUGUUUCUUUUUACUGUGUUUAUAAAACCAAAGAUAGAAUAAUUUCAUCCAGCAAGAUAGUUUGGUGGCUGAAUUUAGCAAAAGAAAUCCCUAGAAGUCAAUAUACACUUGUGAAUGACUAUAUUGGCAAAGUUACACUGAUCAACUUAAGCUCAAUGAAGCCUGGAGGAAAAUUUCUCUUCAAUGCCUUAUAUUGUUGUAAUGAAAACAAGGAGUGUAAUCACCGUUAUGCUGAAUUGUAUAUAAUAGAUGUUAAUAUCAGCAUAACAUGUGAAACAUAUGGUAAUUUAGAAAAAAUGACUUGUACAUGGUCCACCAACAGAGACCCACUGCUUUCAGAGAGCACCUUGUUGUUAAGGUAUUACAGGAGUGAUGUCUAUUGUUCAGAGUCUCCUACCAUGCCUUCCUAUUCAGAGGUAAAAGAAUGCCAGCCCCAGAGGAACAAUUCUUAUGAGUGCAUCUUUCAGCCCUUUUACCUUCUGUCUGGCUAUACAAUGUGGAUAGAGAUUAAGCAUUCUUUAGGGACAGUUACAUCACAACCCGUGUGUAUCCUUCCUAAAGAAGUAGUGAAGCCGUUUUCUCCCUCCAGUGUCAAAGCCGAAAUCACAGGAGAAAUGGGGCUGCUGAAUGUUAGCUGGAAUAACCCAGAACUUCCAAAGUAUGAUCUCUAUUUUCAGAUUCGGUAUGCUGUUAAUGGAACAGAAAUUAACUGGAAGAUGCAGAAAAUUUCUACUCCCUCCAUUAGCUCUGCUGCUGUAGUUGUCCAGGACCUGUGUGCAGUCUAUGUUGUUCAGGUGCGUUGCAGUGUAACUGAUGGAGUCGGUUAUUGGAGUGACUGGAGUAGAUCUGCUUAUACAAUUGUCAAAGAUAUCAAAGCUCCAUUGAGAGGACCUGAAUUCUGGAGAACUGUUAAAGAAGAUCCAGUGAGGAACCAGAAAAAUGUUACUCUGUUUUGGAAGCCAUUGAUGAAGAAUCUUUCCUUAUGCAGUGUGCAAGAUUAUUUGGUAGAGCAUACGACUUCAGAUAAUGUUACUUGGUCAGACUAUGUUGAAAAUGACACAACAUAUACAUUUUCAUGGGCUGAGGAUGUACAUACCAUUAAGAUUCUAGCCAUCAACUCAAUUGGAGCUUCUUCUGUGAAUUUUAUUUUAACUCUAUCAAAACAAAUGAACACAGUAAACACUGUGGAAUCUCUUAGUGCCUAUCCUGUAAACAGCAGUUGUGUAAUUGUGUCCUGGACACUUUCUUCUGUGGCUUAUAUUAUUACAUCUUUUGUAAUUGAAUGGACAAACCUAAAUGGAGAAGAACAAAUAAAAUGGAUAAUAGUUCCUUCAGAUGUUAGAAAGUACCAUAUUUUGGAUAAUUUCAUUCUAAUUGAGAAAUACAGGUUUAGCUUGUAUCCAAUAACCUAUGAAGGAGUGAUGAAGCCUACAGUGAUGGAUGGAUUCUCCAAAGGUGGAAUUGAACAUCAGAAUGACAUGAAUGUCUAUGUGAUUCUACCAUUAGUUAUCUCAUGCUCAGUUUUGUUGCUUGGAGCUCUGUUGAUUUUGCACCAAAGAAUGAAAAGGUUAUUCUGGGAUGAUGUCCCAAAUCCCAAGAAUUGCUCCUGGGCACAAGGACUCAAUUUCCAAAAGAGAAUGGACAUUCUUUGAAGUCUAAUCAUGGUCACUGCCUGCUGAACCAUUGUGACAGCUCCCAGGCUUCCUGUACAGAGUUG
Sceloporus undulatus (fence lizard) is the source of this 2976-nucleotide messenger RNA. It is a transcript of the gene LEPR, whose product is annotated as leptin receptor. Bases 245 to 2911 code for a protein of 888 amino acids. Gene Ontology annotation, biological process: cytokine-mediated signaling pathway. The transcript is spliced from 20 exons. Lineage: Eukaryota; Metazoa; Chordata; Lepidosauria; Squamata; Phrynosomatidae. Gene Ontology annotation, molecular function: cytokine receptor activity; protein binding. Gene Ontology annotation, cellular component: external side of plasma membrane. The record is from RefSeq and is a predicted model, not a curated record.